Messenger RNA from Sphaeramia orbicularis (orbiculate cardinalfish), 342 nucleotides. RefSeq names its product collagen alpha-1(XIV) chain-like. NCBI's taxonomy places the organism in Eukaryota, Metazoa, Chordata, Actinopteri, Kurtiformes, Apogonidae. The annotation marks the transcript as partial. The record is from RefSeq and is a predicted model, not a curated record. The transcript has 5 exons.
AUGCAUUUCCAGGGGCCGACGGGGCCAGUCGGAGACACAGGGGUACCAGGACCACAGGGACCCCCUGGACCACAGGGACCCAGUGGACGCUCCAUCAUUGGACCCCCGGGUGGUCCAGGUGAAAGGGGACAGAAAGGAGACGCUGGACAACAGGGUCCUCAGGGGGUUCCAGGUCGGGCUGGAGCUCCAGGCAGAGAAGGACCACCAGGACCCAGAGGAUUAACCGGAAAAGACGGCGCUCAGGGACGACCAGGCCCCUCUGGAGUCAUCGGAACACCAGGAGCUCCAGGGGCCCCAGGAAACACCGGCCCCCCAGGAAAACAGGGAGAACUGGGACCACCG